CUUGAGCUGCACACCCACUCCAAUCCGAGCUGCAGUAACCAGUAUUCCAAACAAACAUAUGCUCAUAGAAAUCAUUUCUAACUGUGACAUAGGAAGGGACACAGGCGUAUUUUUUCGAGUACAAACAACAAGACUUUUAAAGAAUAAAAGGUACAAGACGUUUUGUGGAUCAUGGACAAAAGGAGAGUUCGUUUUGCAGCAACAAAUAUGAAUCAUUUCCAAAAGGGACAGAUUCAUCCUUACAUGAAACGUGUGUACAAAAACCAGACCUUCACCAAAGCAGAAACUGAAAUCUCCAGCAGACAAUUCCAUCAUUCUGUUUGGAGAAAAACAGAACAGCACCACCUGCCAUACAGGCCAGACACUGGGGUCAUCAGGGGUCCUCAAUAUCCUGGUUCAGGAGACAAAAAAAGAGUAAAAGACAUCCAGCUGAAAAAGCCAGAGUUUAAAGGACACAAUUUUGAUUUGAAAACACACGUCCUGGAGAUGAUUGUUAUGGAUCUACAGACACCAAGUCUUGUAAAAGAAAAAGGAUUCCACAGUUUUAUUAGUGCUUUACACCCAAGCAUAGAUGCUGCACUAAGUGCCUCUGCAAUUCGAAACGAACUUGUGAAGGUGUAUGAUUUCACAAAGAAAAGAGUGAAGAAAGCAGUAAUUAAUGCCAAAGACCCAGUGCUCUCUGCUGAAGUGUGGAUCUCAAACAAAGUAGAGUCAUAUUUGACAGUAAAAUGUCACUUCAUUGAUGAAAAGUGGGAAAUGAAAUCCUAUACACUAGACACGGCACAGCUUCUGGGCGAAGACACUGCAGAAAAUAUUCAUAUUCAACUUUUGAGAAUUUCAGCAGAGUGGGAGAUCAGGGAAAAAAUUCAGGUGGUGAUUGUCAAUCUUGGAAUGAAAAAAGUUAAUCAAAAUUCAAACUGGACAUACAUACCUUGCUUCAGUCACACCCUCAACAAAGUUAUCCAAGAGGUCUUUACAAACCCUGAUUGGAGAUAUCUGCCGAAAAAGUGCCGUCGCAUCGUUCAGUUUUUUCACCAUGAGCAUGAAGCAUCAUGGGGUCACCGGUUGGCCCAGUCUGAUUGUCUUGACUGGCUUUCCACACUAAACAUGGUGAAAAAGAUCUGGGAACAAUGGCCGAGCAUUUCUCAAGUCUCCAAUUACAGUCCUACAAGUAAUCUUUGGCUCAAUGAAAAAGAAAGGAAGUUGCUGGAAAACAUGGUGAAGGUACUCACAGUUGUCAAAGAUGUCAUAUGGACAAUUGGGACAUGCGGAUAUGUUUCGGUUUCCAACAUCAUACCUAUUAUUGACAAGCUGCAGUCAAGUCUGAGAGGGCUAAUACGACAAGAUAACAAGGUUGCAUUGAGGAUCAGUGACAUAUGUAAUCAUCACUUUGGAAGCAUUCGACAGAAUGCGUGGUUCACUUUAAGCACAGCACUGGAUCCAAGAUUUAAAAGCAGUAUCCUGAUUGAUGAUGAAGGAGAAAAAGUCCAAACAAAGAUCAAAGACGAAAUGUCCAAACAUCCAAGUGGAGCAACGAGUAGCGAAGAUUUAGUUCUGCAAUAUGCUUUAGAAGAAGGAGAGGAGAAUCCACUUCAGUACUGGGCAGCCAAAAAAAAGUCUAAGAACUUGGCAAUGGUUGCACACAAGUACCUUAGUGUGAUCUCCACUGUUAUUCCAGUGGAGCAGAUGAAGGACCAAUCACAAAUCAUUUCCAACAGAAGGAAAUGCUUGGAGCUGGAUGAUAUCAACAUGAUGUUGUUUCUGAAUGGCAAUUACAAAAAGAUAUGAAUUGUAGUGGUAUGGGAAAACCUUUUUUUUACUGUAUAUAGUUUUUAAAACUACUGACUUAAUUGUAACAGGACAUUCACUGUGUGAGGAAAUAACACUUAGACCGCAAACUAGGUGGUGGUACAACAAUACACACUGGAUGAGACAACCAAUCCAUUGGAAAACAUAUGUCCAUAUCAUACACUCUUACAACCAAUAGGAGGCAAGGAUUAUAAUUUAGAGUCUCUAAACCACCUACAAGUGUGUUUUUUAGAGGGUUUGUAUGAGUGUGAGAGGAAACCAUUAAUCCCAUAGGAAUCCUACAAGAGCAGAAGGAGCUGUGAGGUGCCAACUCUACCUGCUGCACAUUCCAUUAAUGAUGUACAUAUUGAAAGAUAAAUGCUGUCAAAAAUACUGUCUUUUAUGCCUUUUACUAUUUAGAAUUUUACAUUUUUAUGUAUUUAAAAAAUUGUUUAGAGAGAUGCAAAUGUAACUGUAUAUUUUCAUAUUAAAACCAAGAUAUAAUGUAUAUUGAUAAUUAUGAUUGUUUUAAUCAGAUCAGUGAAAUGUCUAAUCAGGUGACACUAAUAAAAUGCACCAUAUGGUUAAA
This is a messenger RNA of Silurus meridionalis, 2377 nucleotides long. RefSeq names its product E3 SUMO-protein ligase ZBED1. Lineage: Eukaryota; Metazoa; Chordata; Actinopteri; Siluriformes; Siluridae. Bases 172 to 1788 code for a protein of 538 amino acids. The transcript is spliced from 4 exons. The record is from RefSeq and is a predicted model, not a curated record.